AUGUCCGAAAGCAAAGGGGCAGAGGAGACCAAUCAACCUGUUGUCACCACGGAUCCCUCAAAUACCAUCAAAGUGACUGUGAAGACACUGAAGCAGAAGGAGCAGUUAGAGGUUGCUCAGAGCAGCACCAUCCAGAAGUUUAAAGAAGAAGUUGCCAAGCGUUUCAAAACGCUCCCUAAUUUGCUGGUCCUGAUAUUUGCUGGCAAAGUUCUCAAGGAUCAAGACACUUUGAGCCAGCAUGGAGUUCACAGUGGGGUCACCAUUUAUGUAGUCAUCAGGUCCCAACAGAGACCACAGGACAGCCCGGCAGACCAAGGAAGAGCGACCACUCUGCUGCAAACUCCCAGCCACAGUAAUUCCAACUUAUUCUCCUUGGGAAGCACAGCUGAUCUGCACCAGCCAUGCUUGAUGCAUCAUAACCUGCCUAGGCCAUUGAUCUCCAUCACCAUCAGCCAGGAAAUAGUGUCCGAGACCAUGGAGGAUAUCUUGUCAAAGAUCGUCACUUCAGGCCUGGAUUUGAACACCAUCAACAACAACGCAUUUCUGCUGGGGUUCCUCCUUGGGGUGACAGGUGCCUAUCUCCUAGGCCUGGACCAAACAGACAUGAUGGACUUGAUGAGUAGCAUUCAAGAACAAGACAUGCACAGCUUGAUAAGCGAGAUGGUGCAGAGCACUUUGGUGCAGAACAACCUUGACAGUGUCGAUCUCAUCAGGAAUUUCAUCAUGUCCAACCCUCAGAUGCAGCAGCUGGCUGAAGAAAAUCCCGAGAUCGGUCAGAUUCUCACCAACCCCCACACGAUCACAGAAAUAUUAGAGGCCUCCAACAAUCCUGCCGUAAUGCAAGAGAUGAUAAGGAACCGCGACGUGGCCAUGAACAACCUCGAAAGCAUCCCCGGUGGGUACAGUGCUCUGGAACAGCUGUACAGGGAAUUUGAGGAGCCAAUCUUGGAUGCUGUGCAGGCACAGCUGGGCAACAACCCGUUUGAUUGCUUGGAGAGUAACCCCACCCCGCAUGGAGGCAGGCUACCAGCCCAUACUGAAAACCGGAGGCCAUUACCCAACCCCUGGGCUCCGCAGUCCAACAGCGUCAGCGAUAACGCAGAUGACGAUGAUGACCAGUUUGCCAGCAGCAGUGAAGGCGACAAUUUUGCCUUGCCGAGUUUGGACCCUGCGGCAGGUGCAGCGAUACCCAACUCAGGGAAGGUUCGGACCCUGGUUCGGCAGAUAAUGGGAAACCCAGAACUUAUGCAAAACCUGGAGAGUGCAUUAACGAACCCCGACAGCCCAGCACAAAUACUGCUGAACGGCGCUCAGGUACCAAGCGAUGGAAAUGCUUCACCUCAAGGUCAGUGGCCACAGCAGCUGCCACCGGAGAUGGAGGACACUGAGAUUUCAUCCUUGCUGAGAAACCCCAGAGCCCUGCGAGCGUUGCUGCAGAUCCAUCUGGGAUUACAGACCCUCUCAAUAGAAGUAACAGAUUUUAUACCUGGUUUGGAGGACUCCCACGUGGAUCUGGAAAGCAUGGACGACUCGGCACAAAGCGGUGAGUCUGAGGAGGAUGCAAUUUUGAUGUCAGAUGAGGAUGAAGAAGAAAGUCAGAUGGUGAUGGGUGAUGAGGUGCCACAGACCAGAUUUAAGAGAGAAAUGGAGCAGCUCUUUGACAUGGGCUUCCAGGAUCAAAGCGCAAACUUGCAGGCACUGAUUGAUGCAGAAGGAGACAUCAGUGAAGCAGUGAAGAUACUGGCAAAAGGACCAUCAUCAAACAAGACGCCGUAA
This is a messenger RNA of Chroicocephalus ridibundus (black-headed gull), 1776 nucleotides long. RefSeq names its product ubiquilin-1-like. The record is from RefSeq and is a predicted model, not a curated record. Gene Ontology annotation, molecular function: polyubiquitin modification-dependent protein binding. NCBI's taxonomy places the organism in Eukaryota, Metazoa, Chordata, Aves, Charadriiformes, Laridae. Bases 1 to 1776 code for a protein of 591 amino acids. Gene Ontology annotation, biological process: ubiquitin-dependent protein catabolic process. Gene Ontology annotation, cellular component: cytosol. The transcript has a single exon.